CGGCGGCGGUGGCGGCGGCUGCGGCUGAGUGACUGAGGGGAGACCCCGCCGGGGGAGGGGGCAGGCGGAGGGCGAGGCGCGUGUGGCGUGCGCGGUGUUGACGACGGUGUUUUUAACCCUUAGAUGGUCUCCAGCGAGCCGCUGCUGCUGCCGGUGUCACUGGAGGGCGAGUUCUCCAGUAGCAUGAAGGAGAUGAUCGGCGGCUGCUGCGUGUGCUCCGACGAGCGGGGCUGGGCCGAGAACCCGCUCGUCUACUGCGACGGGCACGGCUGCAAUGUCGCAGUGCAUCAAGCUUGCUAUGGAAUUGUUCAAGUACCCACUGGACCAUGGUUUUGCAGAAAGUGUGAAUCUCAGGAAAGAGCAGCCAGAGUGAGAUGUGAAUUAUGCCCUCAUAAGGAUGGUGCUUUAAAGAGAACAGAUAAUGGGGGUUGGGCUCAUGUGGUUUGUGCUCUGUACAUUCCCGAGGUGCAGUUUGCAAAUGUUUCUACAAUGGAGCCUAUCGUGUUGCAGUCUGUUCCUCAUGAUCGUUAUAAUAAGACAUGCUAUAUUUGUGAUGAACAAGGCAGAGAAAGUAAAGCAGCCACUGGUGCUUGUAUGACAUGUAAUAAACAUGGAUGUCGACAAGCUUUUCACGUAACAUGUGCACAGUUUGCAGGACUUCUUUGUGAAGAGGAAGGCAAUGGUGCAGAUAACGUCCAAUACUGUGGCUACUGUAAAUACCAUUUUAAUAAACUGAAAAAGAGCAAACGGGGAUCUAAUAGGUCAUAUGAUCAAAGUUUAAGUGAUUCUUCCUCUCACUCUCAGGAUAAACAUCAUGAGAAGGAGAAAAAAAAAUAUAAAGAGAAAGAUAAACACAAGCAAAAAUAUAAGAAGCAGUCGGAGUCGUCACCAUCUUUGGUUCCAUCUCUUACUGUAACUACAGAAAAAACAUACACAAGCACUAGCAACAACUCCAUGUCAGGCUCCUUGAAGCGGUUGGAAGAUACCUCAGCUCGAUUUACAAAUGCAAAUUUCCAGGAAGUUCCUACACACGUUUCAAGUGGAAAAGAUUCUUCAGAGGCUAGAGGGUCAGAGAGCAAAGGGAAGAAAUCUGCAGGUCACAGCUCAGGUCAGAGGGGAAGAAAGCCUGGUGCUGGAAGAAAUCCAGGAACAACUGUGACUGCAGCUAGUAGCCCUUUUCAGCAAGGAAGCUUUUUGGGCACUCCUGGGAGCAUAAAGUCAUCUUCUGGAAGUUCAGUUCAGUCUCCCCAAGAUUUUUUGAGUUUUACAGACACAGAUCUACGAAGUGACAGUUUCACACAUUCUCAACAGGCUUCGUCAACCAAAGAUGUACAUAAAGGAGAGGCUGGGAGCCAAGAGGGAGGAGUCAAUUGUUUCACUUCCUUAAUUGGUCUCCCUUCGUCGUCAGCAGCUGUUUCCCAAUCUAAAAACUUUGACAGCUCACCUGGAGACAUAAGUAAUUCAAGCCUUACUUCUACAGCAUACAAACGAGCUCAAAGUUCUGGAAUAGAAGAAGAAACUGUAACAGAGAAGAAACGGAAAGGAAAUAAACAAAGUAAACAUGGGCCUGGUAGACCUAAAGGAAAUAAAAGUCAAGAAAGUCUUUCCCAUCUUUCAGUUUCUUCUGCUUCCCCAACUUCAUCUGUGGCAUCUGCUGCAGGAAGUGUGACAAGCUCUGGUCUUCAAAAAUCUCCAACUUUGCUCAGGAAUGGAAGUUUACAAAGUCUUAGUGUUGGUUCAUCUCCAGUGGGUUCAGGUAUUUUUAGCAGCAAUGAUGUAGCAGUAUCAUUUCCAAAUGCAGUAUCUGGCUCAGGAUCUAGCACUCCCGUUUCCAGUUCUCAUUUACCUCAGCAGGCUUCAGGCCACUUGCAGCAAGUGGGAGCUCUAUCACCUUCAACUGCGCCUUCUGUAACUACUGUUGUUGCUGCAACUCAGGCGAACACCCUACCUGGAUCUUCUCUCAGUCUGCCUCCAUCCCACAUGUAUGGCAAUAGGCUGAAUCCAAAUUCAGCCAUGGCAGCACUUAUAGCUCAGUCUGAAAACAGCCAAGCAGAUCAAGAUCUCGGAGAUAACAGCCGAAGCCUUGUUGGCAGAGGAGGAUCACCCAGAGGAAGUCUCUCACCACGAUCCCCUGUGAGCAGCUUGCAGAUUCGCUAUGAUCAAUCAGGGAAUGGUUGUGGGGAAAAUUUGCCCCCAGUAGCAGCCAGCAUAGAACAGCUUCUCGAGAGGCAGUGGAGUGAAGGACAACAGUUUUUAUUAGAGCAAGGCACCCCCAGUGACAUUUUAGGAAUGCUUAAAUCAUUGCACCAACUUCAAGUUGAAAAUAGGCGGUUGGAAGAACAGAUAAAGAAUCUGACUGCAAAGAAGGAGCGACUGCAGCUUCUCAAUGCACAGCUUUCAGUGCCCUUUCCAACAAUAACUUCAAAUCCCAGCCCUUCUCAUCAAGUACAUGCCUUUCCAGUACAAGCACCACCUAGCACUGAUUCCUUGAACAGCAGUAAAAGCCCUCAUCUGGGAAACAGUUUUUUACCGGACAAUUCUCUUCCUGUAUUAAAUCAGGAGAUAACCUCCAGCGGACAAAGCACCAGCAGUUCAUCAGCGCUUUCCACUCCACCACCUGCUGGGCAGAGUCCGGCCCAGCAAGGCUCGGGAGUCCCCGGAGUUCAGCAGGUCAAUGGUGUGACAGUGGGGGCACUGGCUAGUGGUAUGCAGACUGUAACCUCCACCAUUCCUGCAGUGCCGGCUGUGGGUGGAAUAAUUGGAGCACUGCCAGCCAGCCAGCUGGCAAUCAAUGGAAUUGUAGGGGCUUUAAAUGGGGUAAUUCAGACCCCAGCAACAAUAUCACAGAACCCUUCUCUCACUCAUGCAACCGUGCCACCCAAUGCAACACAUCCUCUGCCAACCACGCUAAAUAACAGUGCCUCGGGACUAGGAUUGCUUUCUGACCAACAGAGACAACUAUUACUCCAUCAACAGCACCAGCAAUUUCAGCAAUUACUAAGUACCCAGCAACUCACAUCAGAACAACAUCAGGCCCUUUUGUAUCAAUUAGUACAGCAACAACAUCACCAUCACCAACACCAUCAGUCUGAAGUACAGCAAUUGCAGAUUACUGGAGGAGCACAGAUACCCAUAAACAACUUACUUUCAGGCACACAGGCCUCACCACUUAAUGCAGCUGCUACCAACCCAUUCCUUACAAUUCAUGGAGAUAACACAGCUCAGAAGGUGACAGUAAGUAUACUUCUCACCUCACUUUCCAUGCAGUACCUCCAGGAGGUAACUAAAAGAUAAGAAGCAGGUUAUGUGCCUGUACUCACAAAUCAAAGAUGGUGGAUUUUUUUUCUUUCUUUAUUUUUCUUGAGCCUUGCACUGCACUUAAAUGAGGCUCAGAACUCUGUGAACUUGUAGUCACACAGGGCAUGUCUGCUGCACACUGUUGCUUCCCUGGAUCAGGACACCAAUCCAGUGACUCUUGCAUUCCUCUUGUAAUUACGACUGCAGCCUUAGUCCUCCUCACCCUACUUCUUCCCCAGCAUUGUGUCCACUGUUUCGUGGAUCAUUUCUUCUACCACCUUGCUGGUGAGUUUGCCUUGGCCAGGCCUCAGGCCCUGUGGAGCUGUGGGGAUUAGCUGAUGGCUUGAGAGGUGAGGAGCCCAUUGCUGAGAAGGUAGAAUCUGUGUCAGGAGAAUGGGCUAUGAGCAUCUUGGUGCUGCCCUGGGAAAAUGAGGCUGUGCAUUGGGAGGCUGAGCAGCUCUUCCGCUUCAUGGAAUAAUAAAACCUUUCCUGGACAGAUAAAGAAAUGAGACACAUUUUUCUGGCAAAGAUGUUCCAUUAUCUUUAGUAUUUGCCUCUAAUCUCCAUUCCCAAGACAAGAAUUCUUUCUUCAAAAAAUCAGAGAACAGGCUUCAUUCUUUAAGGGUCGUACAGUUGAGAGGAUAAAGGAAGGAGCACAUGAGACUUGGUAAAACAAAGGAUGAAUAGAGCAGGAAGACAUAAAGUUUCAGCUUCCUUGGAGAAGACAGCAAGUGGUAGUGGUAGAGAAGAAAGAGAAGCUUGUCUGCAGGAGCAGGUGGAGAGAGUGUGGGCUAAAUGUGAGUCCCCUCUCUGCUCCCCACUCCCAAAUCCUCCAGCUACUUUAGGAGCACUGUGGUAGAGGACUGGGCUGUGCUUCUGUGGUACUUCAGGCACUACACACUUCCAGACACAAACCACAUAAAAGAUGAAUUUUCAAGAUGAUUUUUCCUGGAAACAGCUCCCUUCCUUUCAAAAUUGUUAGCACUUAUUUUGUUCAGCCUUAUGCUUUGGGGUUUGGGCAGUUGUGACGUUGCGGCUGCGAACGGUCACUGUGGUCGGGCCCUGCUGUCAGGGUCACUGACUGUCACAACAAACAUGCUGGCAUUGCCUCCAGGCCUUGCCUUCAUUCAGAAAUUUUCAGUUUGUUCUCAUAUGUUUAAAAUUGAUCUCCCCUCAUUUUCCAAAAAUUAGUAGUGAAUGGAAUUAUAUUUGGUGUACAUCCAAGCAAGAUAUUCUGUGUGAUCUUAUUUUGAUUUUUUCUAAGUGGCCAUUACUAGGUCUGUAUAGUGCAGUGUAUUUUUAAAAAUAUGCCAUCAGUUUUUAUGUUAACAGCUGUAAAUAAUUCCAAGAAAUCUCAAAACAUCUUUCAAACAAAACCCUUACCAAAAAUUUAUUUUGAAAUUGAUUUUAUAUUUUUUAAGGCUAGAAUUGAGACAAGUUGCAUAGAUUGUUGAAUUGUUUUUAACAAAUUCUCUAUUUGCCAGAGUUCGAGUGUUUUAAUCUCGUUUGUAGUUUAAACAGGUUUUCAGGCAUUUCUGAAUGCUCAGUGAAUGAGAUGAGGUUUUUGCUCAGUCCUAUUCAAUACUUGCAGGAAAUGUCUUCGUAGCAAUAUACGAAAGAAAGAAUUGUCAUGGGCAGAUUGGAAGUUGUAUUUGUUCUGAUGGAGAAGUGUAGAUUUCAGCCCUUUCCAGUGGGCAAAUGUAGCAGAGGUUACCCGGUGUUUCUCUUGACCAUCUUGCAGUUUUAGAGAGACCCAUGGCCAGGAACAGCCACUUUUGUUGGAACAAAAGUAGGAGGGGAGUUGGUGUUUUCUAAUGCUGCUGUCAUGACCUUAGCAUUAGUUGCAUCAAUACAGGACUGCUCCUUUAAUUAUUCUUUCCUUUCCCACUUCUUAUUCUACAGUGCAUGGUUAUUUUUUACAAUGCAGAAGUUACUACUUAGAUUGCUCUAGUGAAUGUACCUCAGCUGCUUUGUCAUCUUUAUGAAUUGAAUUUUACUUGGCUCUGUAUGUUAUAAUCUGAUUUUUAGAAGUAUUUUCUCUUACACAGAGGCUCAAUGAUAAAACUGGACCAGUUGCAUCAGAGAAGAGUUGACAUUUGAAUGACACUUGAGCCCUGCACGUCCUGCUGUUAUAGCACUUCAUGUGACUGCAAACCCCAGGUUCCCUUUCUGCAGAUUGAAAAAGAGCAACAAGGAACUCUUACUGCACAGCAAGAGGUUAAUAAUUUUCAUAAGGAUAUUUUUGGUAGGCUUUCAUUUGCUUUCUUGUUGCACUAAAAUGGAUGUACUUUUUAAUGUCUCAGACUGUGAAGUAGAUAAAACUCUGCAAAUCAUAAUUAUUUUGUCAAUAUGAUGGUACUAAGUACAAAUUCAGCCACGGAAGAACAUACACUUGACUCUUCAGUCCUAAUCUCACAGACUGAAAGGCUGUAAAGCGUCUGCAGUGCUGCAUUGCUUUGGUUUCAGAGCAGUAGUUUUAACAGCCCAACCCCAGCCCAUCUGAUCUUCCUGCUGCAGUUAUAAUAGAUCUUUUUGGACUGAGCUUGUAAUGGCAGCUGGGACUUGCUGUUCAUUGUUUCUUUUUUUACACACCUGUUUUGGAACCUGAUUCAUAAGGGAAUUGACUUCUGAACUUUUUAUUCCUUUAAAUUCCUAUUGUUGUAUAGUUGGAGUUUUUCUUGAAUAUGAAUUAUGGUAUGGAAUCCAAAGUUUAUUAAUUUUGGUGUAGGUUUUAGAGUUCUGAGAUUUUUAAAGGAACCAGUUUGGUUCCAGUGACAAAGUUUUCUUACCAGAUGAGAAGGCCACACUGGAAGAAGUUUGUGUAGUGUUUGGCCUAAACCAAGUGCCUGUUGCUACCUCCAUUUUGUUGAAAUGGCUGCAAACAGCUGAUCAUGCACUAGACGUGUCCUUGUUAGCAGCGGGAAUAUUCUGUCUUGCACCAGCAGCCUUGUUCUGCCUUUCCUAGAGGUGUUUAUACCACUGUAGAGAGCUCAGGCAGAUUGUUACCUGGGUCACUUUUCACUAAUAAAUUACCAAAAAAGUGAGUUACCAUUUCCCACUAAAAUUUCCCAGUGGUUGAAACGGAUGAACACGGGUGAACUUGUGUUACAACACUUCCGGCAGUUGCUGAUCUCGUGGCGAGUCUAUGCAGGGUGGUGAAGGACAGUUUAAAUGGGGGUAAUGACCACUAAUCAAUAGUGAGGUGGGAAUUAUUAGCGGAAACGACCCAGCUGUAAUUAGACCUCCACUGUGUACUUAUUUGGAAGAACAUGUUAAUUCUGCAAUAUGUUUCUUAGUUAAACAUUGCACAGUUCUUACCUCAUUUCUGUAAAUAAAGUUUUGUGAAUCUGUUUUGUAUUGUGAAGAAUUCAUAAGAAAACAUUGAUAUUUUGAUUUGUAAUAUUUCUAAUUAGUAGAUUUAAUUGAAAAAGUAAAAAUAAUUUAUUUUUAUAUGUUCUGGGGAAUUUUUAAAAAAUGUCACAAAUCACUUUUGUAGAUACUUUACAAAAGUAAACCAGUGGUUUAUUUUACUUACUCACCCCACUGGUGGAUAUUCUGUAACAAUUUGUACAAAAGGUAAGAUGGAAAUGUGCUGUUAUUUUGACUAGAUGUAAAAUUCCAAGUGUAUGAAAAUAUAUGUACAAAGCUUUUGUUAAUAAACUUUAAUAAUGUUUAUCAUUGUAUA
This is a messenger RNA of Sturnus vulgaris (Common starling), 6982 nucleotides long. The record is from RefSeq and is a predicted model, not a curated record. NCBI's taxonomy places the organism in Eukaryota, Metazoa, Chordata, Aves, Passeriformes, Sturnidae.